This is a messenger RNA of Amoebophrya sp. A120, 2914 nucleotides long. The record is from the annotation of a GenBank genome assembly. Lineage: Eukaryota; Dinophyceae; Syndiniales; Amoebophryaceae.
AGAUGGAACUGGAAUCGAUGCUACUUUUCUGCACGACCUGAUAAUUCGGUGAGUAUUCAUUGGGUUGCGGCACCUACUCUGGCCGAAGUGCUGUUGAUGAGCUUGAAGGGCUUUAUUUCGGCGGUCUUUUACUUGGACACUUCAUGAGUUCUUGAUGCCUUUUAUUGGUUGAUUAUGUACCUCUACCUCAUCUUCAUGUCGCACAUGCCUACGAGUCUGAAAUAGAUGUUGACCCCAAGCACUCCCUCGUCGCCUUCCCAGGCAAAAGUGAACAAGCGGCAGACCACCGAGUUUGAGGAUUGGUUGUCUGGGCAGUCGUAUGCGGCGCACGUCAGUUUUUCGUUUGGCGGCCUCGAGGGCCAGAACCUCGAACAGGAACCGGAUACUUUUGCGAACUGGAUUCGGGACCACCUUUUUCUCGAGUCCCUCGAUUUGCGCGGGAUGGGAAUCGACGGCGAAGCGUUGGGCAAGCUGGCAAAGGUAAGUCGAAGCGACCAUGUUCAACAUCUUCACGCAGCGUUUUUAUCGCGAUUUAUGUUGCAUCGUGAAGCGUCGUAAUUUCAGUGCAAUACUAGUGUGUGUACAUGUACUCAUGUGAAUGUGUGCCUGCCGAACGUCAGCCCUAUGCGGAGCUAGGCAACCACUUGAGCAAGUGUAAAAAAAUAACAGCAGGCAAGAAUCGAUCAUCGGUACUUGCACAACUUCAAAAAAAGAACAUGAACACUGAAACUAAGGGUCUGAGUGGGAACCGAAGUAUCUCGUGCCUAAACUUUACGCACAACGACCUGGGGAGGAAGAACUACAAGGAGUUUCUGCACAAGUUGGCGGACAACGUGUCAAUCUGGCGGCUGGAGCUGCAGCAGAACCACCUGAACGCGGAGUGCGGCCGGGCUAUCGCAGAUUUCAUGCGCGAGAAUGUCGGGGUCACGCACCUAAACCUGUCCAACAAUCCAGAACUGGGUGAGGAGGGGGCAAGACACAUCCUAGAAGCCUUCGCCGAAAAUGGCUCGAUAUACGUGAUGAAGCUGGCCGGCUGUAACUGCGGGGAGCUAAUGCUCGAGAAGAUCAAUGAACGCUGCCGCAGAAAUCGCGCAGCUGUCGCAUACAAAAUGGAGAACGAACCGCCUCCGGAAGCUGAAAAAAAGUAUUCUGAUAAAAUAGCAGCUGUGGCAGCCUUAUUUCCUUUCUCGGUUGACAUUUACUUAUUUUUCCGGUCGAGCGCCAGAACAAGCACAAGGCUUGGCUGCGCUGGAUCGGUGUGACAGACUUGUGACCGAGCAAACGAAAAUUCCAGGGAGGACGAUGAAUCGCCUGGGGACCUGGACGAGCGCGAAGAAGAGGAAGAGGAGGAGGAAGAAGAAUACACUGGCAAACAGCGCUUCAAUGUCUGUCAGAAAUGUGUGUACGUUGGAUCAUGUGUAGCACGGUACGAAGUACUAGUUGUGCAUGUGUAAUUUGUUUUGUGUUAGUACUAGAUGCGAAGAACCGCACCUCGAGGGAGACGGCGAAGCCCACGAUUCUGACUGGGCAUUGAGAUUGAUUGCCUUUGCAUAAAAUGGAAGAAGAAGACCUCGACGAGGAGGGCGGUGGUGGCAAGGCGAAGGAGAAACAAAAGCGGUCCAUCGGGGACGUGAAGGUGGGUAUAUCCGCUGCAGACUUGCUCCCGAAAGAAACCAUUUUUGUGCUCGUGGACCAGAAAAAGCGAGAGCAGGAGCGGCUCGACGACGCAACGUUUUACGAAUUCCUCGCCGAGUACCUAGACAGCUUGGAGGUGGACCGAGCCAAGUUCGACCGGGACGAGAAGCGUGCACUGGAAAACAUCGAGCGCGACAGUACCGCAUUCACCGCCCGUGAAAAGGAACAUGUUCAGAAGAUCAAAGGUAUCAAUCUUAGAGGUGGAGCAUCAAGCAGCACCAACCUAAAACUUUUAUCUGACAAUUGUACCAGAAUGAAAAUGAAUUUUUCGACUUUCUCAAUGUCAAGCAUCGAUGAUAUGUUGGAAAGACGAACGCCAACCGAUCGCGAUGUCUAUUUAUUUCGAGAAUUGCGCGCCAGCAUGUUCCUCACAUGACAGACCUCGAAGGCGGCAUUUUCGAGAUCUCGAAAGACAUGCUUGUGUGCCGCAAGCGGCUCGAGGAGAAGAAGCGGGAAGAAAUUCAGUUGCAGGACAAGAAGUACAUUCUGGAGGGUAUCCUGAGUAAAAACGUACCCACCCCAGAGUUGUCAUGCAGAUUUGCCAUGACAGGAACAUUUGUAAUGCGCAACCCCAUGACAGGCAUUUUCGAUCGUGUUUGGGAACUUGUAAUGCUGUAAACAGGAUCAGCAGAUCGAUUUGUGAUGCGGCUUUCCUUGCUAACUUGCACUACCUUACGGACUGAAACUUGUCAUGCGUGACUCCCAAAACUCCUAGGUUUGUGCUGCAAAAUCCCCAUCUUGACUCUGGUGUGGGGACAUUUUUACUCAGGAUAGAGGGCAUGAUUGGCGCGGAGGAAGAACAGUUCGUGGAACAGCUGGAACAGAUGGAAUUCGAGCUCAAGGACGUGGAAGCGGACAAAAAGAUGUUCGGGACGCAAACCUCCGUGGUCCUCAAAGACCUGGAUAUGAUCAAGAAGGAGAACAAGCGGCUGCGCUCGCACAUCAGGAAAUUCCAGGAAAGCAUCGCGGAAAUCGUAGCGACCUGAAAUAACGAGUGGCGGUCCGAGCUGUACACCGACUCGCAUUUUUUCUGCAGGCUGCGUUCCUCAAAAUGUCCCUUUUGCUUGUCUGCCGUUUUUGCACAUUCAUUCAUGCUACAUGGAAUAAACGCUCAAGAAGAAAAAUCAAUAUAGAAAAGGUGUUUUUAGCCCGCACCUUGCAAACAGGUUUGCUUUGCUUUUGCGGAAUAAAACACAGCAUUGAUCAUGAUAGAUGCGAG